CUCAACAUUCAUACUGGCGCGCCAACAGUCUCCGCCAGUUCUAUAUUGAUUCUACUAGGUUUCUUCGGUCUUUACAAGCAUGUUCGCCCCAAGUAUAACUACCACAAAAAUUCGUUGUGGUCCCUUCAAUCGCCCUUAUUCUCUACACCUUAA
Molecule: messenger RNA, 153 nt
Organism: Haemonchus placei
Lineage: Eukaryota; Metazoa; Nematoda; Chromadorea; Rhabditida; Trichostrongylidae
Source: the annotation of a GenBank genome assembly